CCUUCUCAACUCUCCGGCUUUUACUCUUCACGAGGAAAGUUUUGCAAGAACGAGUUCCUCUUCUCUCGAACGGAGAAAGUGCUUUGAAAUCCCAACUUCUGAUUGUCCUAUUAGUUGUCCUUCCGUCAAGAUGAACUCCAUCCGAGUCUGCUUAUCCAAGGCCAGGGUCUUCUCCAACCAUGCGCUCAUCAGAUAUUCGACCACGCCCAAGGUGGCGACAGAUAGUGCUGCGAAGGAGGCUGCACCUUCUUCUCCGUCCACACCCGUGGUCGACACGAUCCCCAAACCGAUAAAGAAGCGACCAUCCCCUCUGGAACCCCUGCAGGAAGCUCCCAUGCAAAUGUCAACCCCGAUUGGACAAGAGAAAAGCUACGACCCAAGGAUAUCCAAGCUGGUGGAUGACAUUUCUCGCCUCACGCUCUUGGAGGUGGCUGAUCUUAACGAGCUGCUCAAAAAAAGACUCAACAUCCCCGACACUCCGAUGAUGGGACCCAUGAGCUUUGCUGCCGCAGGACCAGCUGCACCGGCAGAGGAAGAAGUCGUCGCUCCGCAAAAAGUACAGACCAGUUUCACCCUCAAGUUGGUAAAGUUUGACGAAGGGAAAAAGGUGGCCUUAAUUAAGGAAUGUAAAAGUCAACUGGAGGGAAUGAAUCUCGUCCAGGCCAAAAAGUUUGUGGAGUCGUCCCCUUGCGUUAUCAAAGCCGACAUUGGUAAAGACGAGGCUGAGAAAUUAAAAGCUGCAUUGGAAGCAGCAGGUGCUACUUGUGAAAUAUCUUAACCAUCUGCCAAACCACAACAAUAACGAUACUUUUAUACUAAAUUAACGACUGAACCUGUUCAACAAUUUAUUUAUAGAACUGUAGUUGAUGAAGAAGAUAUAGAACUUGUAAUAAAAUAUUACCCAAUCGUUAUGA
Folsomia candida is the source of this 914-nucleotide messenger RNA. It is a transcript of the gene mRpL12, whose product is annotated as 39S ribosomal protein L12, mitochondrial. Gene Ontology annotation, molecular function: structural constituent of ribosome. Gene Ontology annotation, cellular component: mitochondrial large ribosomal subunit; ribosome. The transcript has 4 exons. NCBI's taxonomy places the organism in Eukaryota, Metazoa, Arthropoda, Collembola, Entomobryomorpha, Isotomidae. The record is from RefSeq and is a predicted model, not a curated record. The coding region runs from base 131 to 778 and encodes 215 amino acids. Gene Ontology annotation, biological process: mitochondrial transcription; translation.